GUCAAAUGUCAGGGUGAUUUGGCAACAAACACAAACAGAAUUAAAUUUUAAAAUUUGUUUUUCAAAUAUCUCAUAUAAUUAAAACAUAAUUGACUUUAUUUAUUUAAUAAAUACUUAAUAGAAGCAUUCGUUGUAAGGAUAAGAAAGCCGGAGAGGGUAUUAGAUAACAAUUAGUCAGCACUUUUCACUAAUUUGCCUAAAAGGUUUGGAAUAAUUUUUAUCAUUAUUUGGCUUUUUUGCUAAACUACUAAUCAGCUCGAAAAGGGAAAACAGUUAAACGUGGAAAAAUGUCGAACAGUGAACUUCGUAGAAGGAAAGUACAAGAACAUGAAAAAUCAUCGACUACAAAGAAGCGCAAAUCAAAAAAACCUAAGCCAUCUUCAAUACAGACACCACUUAUAUGUCUUAUUAUAAGUGGCACAAUAUUAACUGCAUUUUUAGUUCUCUACGCAGACCAAAUACCAUGGCACAUAGGAAACCAAGCAAUAGACGAUUUAGCGAAACGCUUUUUGGGUUACCACAAGCCAAUACACGCUGUGGUAAUAGACGCCGGCAGUACUGGCUCCCGGGUACUAGCCUAUACAUUCCACAAGUCAUAUUUAGGUGAUUCGUUAGUGUUGGAUAAAGAAUUGUUCGAAUACAACAAACCAGGUUUGUCUUCUUUCGCCAAAGAGCCAGAAAAAGGUGCUGCAAAAAUAGCGGCCCUGCUGGAGUUGGCCAAAAAAGAAAUUCCCCAAGGGUAUUGGGGAAAAACUCCGCUAAUUCUUAAAGCUACGGCCGGCUUGAGGCUUUUGCCAGCAGAACAAGCUGAAAAUUUGUUAAAUUCUGUUAAGGAGUUGUUUAAAAGGACACCAUUUUUGACUGAUGAAAAUUCUGUUGAAAUUAUGGACGGGACUGAUGAAGGAAUAUUUUCUUGGUUCACUGUUAACUUCUUAUUAAACAAAAUCAAUUCAGAUCCUGCAAAUACAGUUGCAGCACUAGAUUUAGGUGGUGGUUCUACACAAGUUACUUUUGCCGCAGUAACUCCAUCUAGCCUUCAAGAUAAAGAAAACAUCCACCAAGCUACAUCUCCUAGUGGUUCUAUACCAGUUUUUACACACAGUUAUUUAGGUUUAGGAUUAAUGGCUGGACGUAAAGCUGUGAUUUCUAAUGGUCAAGGAGAUAGUGUCAAUAUAACUUGCAAAUGUGUUAAUCCUGUGGUUAAAAAUAAAAAGUUCCAUUAUCAUGGCACUGAUUAUUAUGUUAGUGGGCUUCAAGAAGGUUAUUCUACAUCGAAAACAGUUGAAACAGAACAUGUGGGUGAAGAAAUUCCUGUGGUGGACGUAACUGAGUGUUCUAAAAUUAUUCAGGAUUAUGUUGAAGAUAUUUCAAGUAAACUUAGACCUCCAGAGGAACUGCCUUUAAAAGCUAUUUUUGCUUUUAGUUAUUAUUACGAUAAAGCUAGUCAGGCAGGUUUGAUUGAUUUUGAUAAAGGAGGGCAAGUAAAGGUGGCUGAUUUUAAAAAACAAGCUCAAAGGACUUGUCAUGAAGCCAACCCUGAACAACCUUUUAUUUGUAUGGAUAUGACAUUUAUAUGGUUGUUGUUGGAAAAAGGAUUUGGACUUUCUUUAGAUACAAGAAUUUAUUUGUACAAGAAAAUAUCUGGACACGAAAUAAGUUGGGCUUUGGGCGCAGCCUAUGAUGUUUUAAGAAAAAGCAAAUCUGUAUGAUCAGUUUGAAAAAUUGACGAAGUUAUUUGUGCCUUAUUCCAUUAAUUUAUAGUUGAGCGUGAACCAAUAGUAUUUGGAGCACAAAAAGACAACCCAAUUAAUUUGUUUUAUUUUAUUAAUAAAAUUCUGACCAAAGGAUUCAAUAGUCAUUUUGGCUGUGUAAUUUAAUAAUUCCAUUUUUGUUUUUCUAUGUUUGUUAUUUUGGAGUAAAGCAAUAUUAGAAAAAUGUUGUAGUUUAUGUUAAUUGAAGUUCUGAAAACACAGUUCUGUGUCGCUGGUUAAAUGUUCCAUCAAACCAUGGUACAUAACAGUAUUUAGGAGCUGUUCAGCAUGUAAUCUUUGGUCGUCGCUCAUAUCUCUCAGUUUCAUUGCCACAUUUUUGCCUAUAAUGUCAUAAAUAUCAUCUUGAUCAUUUUCCAAAUGAGUUGUUUCAUUUUCUUGUUCAACCUGGUCUUCACAAUCAGGC
Ceutorhynchus assimilis (cabbage seed weevil) is the source of this 2175-nucleotide messenger RNA. The record is from the annotation of a GenBank genome assembly. NCBI's taxonomy places the organism in Eukaryota, Metazoa, Arthropoda, Insecta, Coleoptera, Curculionidae.